AUGGAUUCUCCCAGCAAUGUGGUCGACGACUAUUAUGCGAUCCUUGGUGUUUCGAUCGGCGACACACUGGACACCAUCACAAAGAGCUUCCGACAACUUGCACUAGAGUGCCAUCCCGACAAAUGCCUAGAUCGGCCCGAGAGUACCGCAGCCUUCCAGCGGCUCUUGACAGCAUAUGAGACACUCAAGGACCCUGAGCGGCGACACCAGUACAACAAAACUUGGGUACGUCUCCAGCAGUCUUCUCAGCCAGAGAACAACUCGGCUGGACCAAGCAAUGCCGAGCCAAGAAAUCCCGGACCAAGCAGCGGGUCACUGUCUCGACGGAGUCCACGUGCAAGUACGACGGCGGACAGUCCGCAGAACUAUCUCCGGGCAGCAAGGCAGUCGAAAAUGGAGGAGCUGGCAGCCGAUAUGGUGGCGAAUGACUGGCGCAUCAUUGAAUGCCAGCGCACCAUCGAGGGACUGAUGGGAGAGGUCAAUGAGAUUCAUGCUCAAAUUGACGCCCUCAGCCAGGUUCCGGAGGCACCCCAACCCAACCCGCUCAGCCCCUGGUGGAGACUCAUGAAUCUGACUCUGCUGAGAGGGGGCGAGACCAAGGAAGACAAGCGUUCUAAAGAGAAGGAAGUGGAGGAGCGAAAGUCGGAAAUCAAGGCCAAGAGAGCGGCGGUGCAGACUCAGAGCGUGAGGCUUUUGAAGGCCGGAGUGGAGGCUGAAGAGACGAUUGUCGAAUAUGGCGCCAUCAUGCGUGCAGACAUGAGGCAACGACUGGCGGCCUGUGGGGUUCCAAUUCCUCAGGUGUUCGAAGCCCACAGCCAGCACUACUUUCCACAGACGGUCUGGGUCGAACAGCUCGCACGUGCACAGACGGCUCAAGCGACUGCUCGUCAGAUCUACCUUGACCACACCAUUGUCGGAGAAGGGCAGGGACGAACAACGAGUAUCGAUGAGAGGGAUUGA
Messenger RNA from Capronia epimyces CBS 606.96, 960 nucleotides. RefSeq lists its product as uncharacterized. Lineage: Eukaryota; Fungi; Ascomycota; Eurotiomycetes; Chaetothyriales; Herpotrichiellaceae. The record is from RefSeq and is a predicted model, not a curated record. The transcript is spliced from 2 exons. Bases 1 to 960 code for a protein of 319 amino acids.